This is a messenger RNA of Platichthys flesus (European flounder), 5071 nucleotides long. RefSeq lists its product as uncharacterized. Lineage: Eukaryota; Metazoa; Chordata; Actinopteri; Pleuronectiformes; Pleuronectidae. The record is from RefSeq and is a predicted model, not a curated record. The transcript is spliced from 8 exons. Gene Ontology annotation, molecular function: electron transfer activity. The coding region runs from base 834 to 2324 and encodes 496 amino acids. Gene Ontology annotation, biological process: cell redox homeostasis; intracellular signal transduction.
UUAUUACUCUGACAAAAAAGUACAGACAAUCAGUUUUUUCACAAAUAGCUGAUGUAUUAGGUGAUUGUGUUCUGCCUCUUUUGCUCUUCACACGGACUGUCUACCUGCAGACAACCAAAGUUUGCUCAAACGUGGUUGGCCAUUCUGGAAACGGAGACCAGACGUCUGGCUCCUAAUCCUGUCGCCCUCCUACAGAUAUGCAUAUUCCCAUGUAGAAUCUGAUAUAGAGAUCAGCUCCUCUGCAACUACCAAAGAAGUUGUUGUUCUGACCUGAACUGGCAUUAGACUGGAACAACUUUCCCGAUUAUUCGACACCACAUGAACGCACAGUUACAGUGACAAUAGUCAGGUGGGCUGAGAUCACACAGUAAUUUUAGCAAGGAAGUGAAACAAAACCAGUUAGAGAUUAUAUAAUGGGGGAAUAUAUGGACAGGUUUGAGUCACAGCAUCAUCAUCUCCUGUUGCUAUUGCCGGCAUACCCAGUUGAUAAGGGAGAACUUGGCAUUCAGGAUGAACCCAGCAGCAGCAAACUGUCUCAGUGCCUCAUUAUAUCUGAUCCCUAAGCUCCCCACUGUGUAAACACAGUUUAUCUCCUGGGGCAGUCACACAGCUCUCUGUGGAGAAGUAUUUAAAUUCGAUGUUAGCUCAGAUCUAGUAUUUUGAAACUAAAAUAUUGAUAUUUAAGUUAAAUCAAAAAAGAAUCUUCAGUAUUGGUUGACAGUUCACCCUGAUAUUUCAAUUUGUGAGAGUAAAUUAUUAAAUCAAGAGCAGAAAAAGUCAUCUGUACCAAAAAUAAUCAUUUCAAGGGCCCAAAUUAGUUUUUGUUUCCUGUCAUGAAGGAAUUGUGCAGAGGUCAAGCUCUAUGUAUAAUUAAGAGACGGUGUUAUUUUGAUACCAGCAUCGGAGAAGCCUCUGAUACUGCUAAAAAUACCAGGUGGGGAAUCGUUGAGUACAUAAAUCUAUGGACAGAUCAAAUACCACGUCUUAAAUAUACCCUGAAGGAAAAUAUAUGUAGAGCAGCUGUGUCAAAACGGUUGACACAAAUCAGGUCAACUUCCAAAAAAACAGAUACAUAUUUCCUUGUUUUUCUCAUGAUUGACUGCUUUAGUUCCCAUAAUCUUUCUUUCCUCCAUGUGGGUUUUGAACAUGUGUGUUUUCUGCUUGUUUGUACAUGUGCGGCUUCUUAUAUUCCUGCCCUCAAAGAGUUUAUGUGUGAGAAAGAUGAGUUGGCCGACCUGGUACAGGACCUCAAACAUGGCAGUGUUAUUGGCAGUCAAAGGAGGGGGCUGUCUGUUUACAAAAAGAGCUUCUCCGGCGAUCAGCUGGUAGACUGGCUGCAGAAGGAGAAGGGCAUGGCCCGGGCUGAGGCCUGUAGCACUGGACAGGCAUUGUUGCAGAAGAAGUACAUUGUCAGUGUGCGUGGCUGUGGGCAGCAGGAUGGCGGUUUUGGAGAAGGGGAAAACGUCACUGACGCACUGUACAGGCUCCUGGAGGAUGACCCUCAUUCAGCCCUCAACGCAGGACAGACCGCAGGCUGCAGUGUCAAACCGGCUGCGGAGCUCUCUCUGCUUUUACGGGAGUUGAUUCUGAAACUGUUCUCUGAGCAUCUCUCUGCCGACGGCAAGUCCGUGGACUACAAAGGCAUGUCGUCGAACCCUGCCUUCAAGCGUUACUCUGAGCUGGCCAUCCAGCUGCAGAGGGUGGAGCUGCUGUCACUGAGCCGGGAGGAGAAGCUGGCCUUCUUCAUCAACACCUACAAUGCACUCGUCAUCCACGGGUUCCUCCGCCUGGGGGCCCCCACCAACAUGUGGUCAAGAUACAGAUUCUUCAACUAUGUGAGCUACCUGAUUGGAGGAGAAGUGUUCACAUUGCAGGACAUAGAGAACGGCGUGCUGAGAGGGAACAAAAAGGGUCUAGCACAGUUUCGAAGGCCCUUCUCCAACACGGACCCAAGGCUUCAAUUGGCUCUCCCGAGCGCCGAGCCCCUCAUUCACUUUGCCUUGAACUGUGGUGCAAAGGGCUGCCCGCCUAUUAAAACUUACACUCCACAGGACAUCGACAGUCAGCUCCGCAUAUCAGCCGAAGCCUUCCUGGAGAACGAUGAUGGCUGUGUGGUGGAUUCUGGGAAAAGAGAAGUGCGACUCAGUCAGAUAUUCAAGUGGUACAAGGCCGACUUUGGAGGCACCGAUGAGAACCUGCUGAAGUGGGUGCUGGAGCACAUGGGCGCCUCUCCGAAGAAGACCAGCCUGCAGGGCGUCAUGUCUGAAGGCAAAACCAAGGUCACCUUCCUCCCUUAUGACUGGAGCUCCAACGGCUCCCACUGAGCCUCUCACUCAGAAACACACCACACCCAGCUAUACACUAUGUCCCUUUGCAUCUGUCUACUUUCUCCUGAGCUGCAUCUCCGUAAACAUCAUGCAAUUAUUCUUAUGCAAAUCCAAAGGGAUGCGUCUGCACUGAACUCCAGAAUUGUAUUUGUCUCGUACGUUAGGUGUUUUGGUUUCAGGUAAUGCCAAAAACAACAGGAUGACGAGCGAGCCUAUUUUAGAAAACAAGACGCUCAACAUUUUCUACUGCAGCGGCACAUUUAAUAAGAUGAAAUGCACUUCGAAUGAGUCGUUGACUUUUCGUAUUGCUAAAACAAAUGUAAAAUGAUAAACUCUAAAAAAACAACACAUACACAUCUCAAAUUAUCAAAGAUGAAAUGAUCACAGAGAAUUCCGGUAUUAUAACAACCUCAAUCAUCAAUAUGGCUUUCAUGCUUUCAAGUCCCAGUCUUUAAACAGCACGUCAGCAACUCAGGACCAAUAGAGGAUCAUGUUCUUCUCAGUCCAGUUCAACACAUAUUUGAGGCUACUUCACAUGAAGAUAAUAACUUUACUGAUCCAAAUACUCUGCCUUGAUAAGCCAUAUCAAAAUACCUUAAAAAAAAAACACUCAUUCCAGUGUAGUGGUCUGCAGAUUGUCAACAGAGCUGGUCCCUUAUUCCGGUAGCGUCUUCAGUGGCCACAUCUCCACCUCCACGAAUUAAAAUACUGUGUCCAUGUUUUAAAAGACACAGAGAGAUACAGUGCUCAGACUUUUGCAUGUCUUGGAUCUGUUUUUAUUCCUAACCCCUGUUGGCAUUUUGGUUCUCCCUCUCUUCUACAUCAUCGUCCACCCUCCCCUUCUAAUCCAGGUCUUCCAUUUGAAAUUGCAGAAGUGCUACAACUGUGUUUUUUCCACACAGGUAUUUAUUAAGAAAUUUAAUAAUUUUGUGAAUAAUGAAAAACACAUGUCCAAGCUGCACCCACAUGGGAUGCAUUCUAUCAAUCUACACGUUUAUCACCAACUCUGCUGUUGAAAUAUAUUUGUACUUUUUCACAAAGAAAAAUGUUGUGGCAAUAAUGUUCUGUGUUAAUUUGACUAUUUAUUCAAGCACGUCUGUACAUUUUAUUUUGCUGUUGCUAAAAUCAGAAGCAAUUAAAUGUAGCAGUUUAAGACUUAAUUCAGUUUGAGUUUUUCACUUGUCACUUCAGUUUCCACUAUUGACUGCAUAUCAAGAUGGACAGCAUGUCUCCAUUUCCUCCCACAAUCCAGAAAUGAAGCUAAAAUAUCAUGGAUACGAAUGGGUUUUAAAAAAAUGUGAUCAAACUUCAGGGUGACAAGAGCAACCUAAAAUGACAGAAACCAUCACAUAAAUGGUUUAGUCCUUCUCCCAACCAUUAGCAUGGAAGAGGGAGUAUCUAUGGCCUAUAUUGCAGGCAGCCACCAGGGGGCAGUCCAGACUGUUGGGGAGCAGUCAUGUCGUCCAUCUUUACAGUCUAUGGUUUCCACCUAGACACUGAAGUUUGACUUUUUUGGCUUUCGAUUUUACCUGGCCUUAAAACCAUCACUUGUUUUCAACAUGAUGCAUUGUUCUGUGUGAUUUCCCACACACUGUGGUUAAAGGAAACGUGUGACUUUGCAAAUCUUUAAUCAAGUGAUCUUUCCACAAUUUCGGACUUAAUCUCUGGUCAAAGGAAAAUGUGAGUUGAACUGAUUCAAGUGUUGGAUGUGAGCAUACUGUGCCCUGCAUGUCGUUCCUGCUGUUUCUCCUCAUUCUGUAUCUUCUACAUUUGUUUGCAAAUAAUUGAUUGCACGUCUGCACAUGACUGUACAUGUUACUGUGCAUUAGUUUCUGUCUAUAGGCUACAAGCGUCACCAAAGCAAAACUGUUUACUGAGCAUGUGUUAGAACUGGAAUGCAUUAGCUGCAUGAAACAUUGUAAAAGCCUCUGUGCUUGAAGGCCUGUCGCAGGGCUGCCUCUGAGUCUUAUCAACAGUCUGCACUUUUUCUUUCUCUGCGACGAUGGACCUUUGACUUUAUUAACGAUAGACUCAGUUUAACAUAUGAAGGGAGGACACAAUGGCUAUAUUGAACAGGAAAAAAGCUUUUACUAAACGUCAGGGGUUUUCAAAGACUGACACUGUCGGCCUUCCCUCAGACAAAACAUGGGAAAUGGCGCCCCCUUCCUCUCAUCUUAUUUUACUUGAUUAGUUUUGCUCAAUACCUGGAUGCCAAUAGCAUCAUGGUUGUGUUUUUUGAUCCCACAGACACUCAACAGUUGAGUCAAGAAAGCUUAUAUUGCAGUUUGACAUAACUUCAUAUUGGACCAAAUACAUACAAGACACAUUAGUUUAUGACUGGGAAAGUGGGAAAAACUACUGAAUUUCUUCAUGAUCUCUUUGACCAAAUCACACAUGUGAAGGCUACAUAUAUGAUAACUAAUGUAAUAACUAAUGUUACAUUAUUUCCCUUAAAUUCACUGAGCCAAACAUCCCUGAAACUGUUUGGAGCCCCCCUGGGGAGGCCUGCCUCACACUUUGAAAACCUCUGUACUACUUUAUUUAUGAUGUAAUUUAUGAUAUCAUUGUAUUUUUUUUAGAAUUACCUCAUGUAACAGGUAUUUAAUGCAAAAACAGUUGUUGUUAACAAAGCAAUUCUAACAGAAUCAUUCUAUUUUCCUCUAACCUGGGGUAUAUCGAAGCAAUAUGUUUAUGGUUGAUAAAUAUGCAACGCGGAACUAUACAAUAAAGUCUAUACUGAGUUA